AUCGCUCACACAUCCACAGAGACCCUCUGUUACUAUUUCCCCCUCGCUUAUGGCCAUCUCCACGACACCAUGAAGAAACUUUACGAGGAGGAGCCGGGGAUGUUUCCCAACUUCCCCGGCGCGAGUUUGUAUCCUUGCUGCACUGCCAACCUAGGACCCCACACCGCCUGCGUUGAUCACCUCGACAUGCUGAACUACCCAGGGUGUCCCUGCGUUCUUACCGCGUUGGGUGACUUCGAUCCCAACGUCGGUGGCCACCUAUACUUCCCUCAACUCCGCCUGUACAUUAGAUUCCCGCCCGGUUGCACGGCGCUGCUAUGCUCUGCGGCGCUCCGCCACGGUAACACUCGACUAUUGGAUCCGAAGCAGAAGCGCUUCUCAUUCACCCAGUUCGUCCCCGGUGGACUCGUUCGGCAUGUUCAACUAGGUUUCACACUCGCUGGCCCGGAUAAGGCUGAGAGGUUGGCGAAGGAGGGUGGAAUUAACAAUCGGCGCGAUGAGCAACUGGGGCGUUUGUCUACUAGGGAGUCGCUGUCGCGGGAUCGGGCGCAGUUGCAAAGGGAGCACACGUAG
Messenger RNA from Epithele typhae, 573 nucleotides. RefSeq lists its product as uncharacterized. NCBI's taxonomy places the organism in Eukaryota, Fungi, Basidiomycota, Agaricomycetes, Polyporales, Epitheliaceae. The record is from RefSeq and is a predicted model, not a curated record. The annotation marks the transcript as partial. The transcript has a single exon.